Eleginops maclovinus (Patagonian blennie) is the source of this 2686-nucleotide messenger RNA. It is a transcript of the gene clybl, whose product is annotated as citrate lyase beta like. The coding region runs from base 5 to 1033 and encodes 342 amino acids. Gene Ontology annotation, biological process: regulation of cobalamin catabolic process. NCBI's taxonomy places the organism in Eukaryota, Metazoa, Chordata, Actinopteri, Perciformes, Eleginopidae. The transcript is spliced from 8 exons. Gene Ontology annotation, molecular function: (S)-citramalyl-CoA lyase activity. The record is from RefSeq and is a predicted model, not a curated record.
AAACAUGGCGGCGCGCAUUACCAGGGCUGUGAAACGACUUCUUCCACAGGAGAGCGGUUGGCUCCUGCCCACAGCCUGGCAGUAUACCGAGGCCGGGCGUUAUCACCAUCACUCGGCAGGCUCCUCACCGCGCUACGUACCCCGCAGGGCAGUUCUCUACUGCCCCGGCAAUGAUGAGCGGAAAUUGAGGAAACUGGCCUCUCUGGAUGUCGACUGUGCCGUCUUGGACUGUGAGGAUGGCGUAGCCCUCAGCAAAAAGACAGAGGCCAGGGAGACCAUUCCCAGGAUGUUAGCUGAACUGGACCUGGGCCGGACGGAGAAGUGUGUGAGGGUGAACUCUGUGUCCAGUGGCUUUGCUGAGGCUGACCUGCAGGUCAUCCUGCAGGCUGAAGUUCUCCCUCCUGCCAUCAUGUUGCCUAAAGUGGAAGAGACGCAGGAAGUGCAGUGGUUUGUUGACAGGUUUCAGCACUACUUGAAAGGACGGGCACUGACAGAACCCGUCCGCCUGGUCACCUUUGUGGAAACCGCUGUGGGCCUGCUCAAUUUUAAGGCGGUUUGUGAGGAAAUCCGCCGACUUGCUCCCAAGGCCGGCCUCCACCAUGACGGUGUGGUGUUUGGCUCUGAUGACUUCUGUGCCAGCAUAGGUGCCACACGGACCAAAGAUGCCAGCGAGCUCCUUUACGCGAGGCAGAAGGUGGUUGUGACCACCAAAGCCUUUGGGCUGCAGGCUAUCGACCUGGUCUACAUCGACUACAAAGAUGUGGAGGGGCUGAGGCGACAGGCCAGAGAGGGCGCUCUCAUGGGCUUUACAGGUAAGCAGGUUAUCCACCCGGGGCAGAUCCAAGCUGUGCAGGAGGAGUUCUCCCCCACUCUGGAGAGGGUCCAGUGGGCCAAAGACCUCAUUGCUGCUUUUGACCAACACCAAAAAGAGGGAAAGGGUGCGUUCACCUUCCGCGGCAGCAUGAUCGACAUGCCCUCGGUGAAGCAGGCACAAAACAUCGUAACGCUCUCCGUUGGGAUGCCAGAGAAAUGACACGACUGGUGGGAAGAAUCACAAGUAGCCGCACAACUUGACCCUGACGGGAGACGUCAAAGGGAACAGGAACUCUUGCAGGUUUCAGGACAGUAAUAGCACUUAUGGGUGUUCUAAACUAUGUUGCCGACAUAACUGGAUGGUGUAAAUUGUGGUUUUAAUAAAGGAUUUUUUAAAUUAUUUUUUUUUAUUUGAUUGUUAUCGCAAUUGCAAUUAAGUUUAACUUUUUCUUUGUUGGUCCUUUUUUAUCUGCUCAUGGCGAGUAUUGACAAUUACCGCCUUGUUUGGGCACAUUUUUGGCACACUGUGCAGUGUGUGCGCCAUCAUGUCAUUCUUCAGUAUGUGUGCCCAUGCCUCCCAUCUCUCCUAGGUCAUGAUGAAUGCUCUCCCACCUCCACGGUCCAGGCAGCUGGGUGAAAGGGUAAACAAACACAACAAGCCACUGUUGUGGAUCUAUUCAUAAGGCCCCAGCCUUCCAGUCAGGCCUCAGCCCCCUGCCCAGGGCCUGACUCACAAACAUCAAAGUCUUGCUCACUUGAAAAACACAGAUGGAAGUGCGUAAACUUACGAUUUCGCUUUUUUGUGUCAGCCUCCUCACUAAAGACAUUCAGCUCGCCCUGUGGCAGCCUUGAGCCUACAGUCUUGAUGGAGAAGGCGUGUGGUGUCACACACACACACCAUGACCUGUAAAAAAUAAAUAACAACUAUACAUGCACAUGCUGCGACAGUAUUCUUUAUCUGAACGCUCAUACAACACAAAGAUUUAAACUUGGAUGUUCAGCUAGUGUUCCCAGACUCUCUUCACCUGUUUUUUUUUUGGUUUUUUUGCCAUCAUCCUCAAAAACAGUUUAGUUUUAAAUGGUCACUUUGUACAAAAAGUGAACUCCUCGACAAGUUCAGUAAAGUCGUUUGUUGUGCUGUCACAAAUAAAAGCACAAAGACGCUCUGUGGAGAGCUUGUGCACGUCUGACUUCCAGAGACAGUGAAGUGGGUGUGAUGUUGGAGUGAGACAGAUUAGUGGCCAUGUUGCUCCAGCAGACCAGGACCGAGGCUUUGUCUCUCUGACUGUGGAUGGGAGGAUAAUUGGGGGGGUGUUGAAUGGUUAAUAGUGCCAUUGGUGACCAUGGUAAUGAAAGGCACCAUACCCCACCUCAUCCCCUCAUCUCUCCCUCUCUCACCAGUACUGUAUGAUCUAUUGUGUCUGGGGCAGGACUGUGGUCUGUGCCAGGCCAGGCCAGACAAAAAGAUCGAAACCACUCCUGCGCCCAGCCAAAGACCCCGACAGUAAGCUGUCUCUUUGGCAUUUGGCCACAUAUUUCUCACCCCUGGCUCACUUUUUUUCUGCCAUGAAUUCACAUUGUUUGUUUUCACCCAGUCUUCCAUUUUACCCUUAGGUUGGUAGACAAAACUGUUAUUUAUAACUUUAAUUAAAUAAGUCUACAAACAGUAUUUGGGUAAAGAGCAAUUUGCAGGCUCUGUAGAUCUUUUAAAACAGGCGUUGGACAAGCCACAUCUCACACUGUCAUUCUCCAUUGUGUUGAUUUUGAGUAACCUGUGCUGAUUGCAUGAAUCAACUUUGUCUUGAUUUGGGGUUAUGUCAUUAAAAUGGUAUUCACUGAUUUUAAAUAAACUUAAAACACUGUGAAACGUUCA